UCGUUGUAAAGACAUGACGUGCCAGCAGAGGGCGGAACAAGUUAAUGUUGUCCAUCUCAGGAGAUUUGUCCCUGCAGCCUUUCUGCAGUCUGUCCGUCUGUGUGUUGUUUUGUGUGCAUGAGAAGGGUGACUAGAAGCAGAGGAACGCGUGCACAGGUCUUUUUUUUAAAGAAAGCACCUGGACACGUUGUGUGUGAGACAUGUUGUAAUGUCACGAGUUUAGAUACUACAUUUCAUCAUUUGCACUUAAAAAAAAGAGCUAUUUAUUUGUAUUUAACCGAAAGAAGCUGUAUUGUUGAGCCAAAGCAGGCGCGGUGUGGCUUUAUUGUUUUGUGAAACCAGUACUUUCUGCCUGUUUCAUUCUAUUUAGUUAAAUAGUGUUACUAUAAGAGAAAAAGAUGUCCACUGAAUUCCUGAAGACCACUGCCAAGGCCAUCCCGUCGACCAGGAGGGUGACCAUCAACGACGCGGCGCACAUGCCCAACGAUUACUCCACUACUCCCGGAGGAACCCUGUUUAGCACGACCCCCGGUGGUACAAGAAUCAUCUACGACAGAAAGUUCCUGCUGGGUUGCCGCAGCUCUCCGGUGGCCAAGACUCCUCCUCAUGGUCUGCCUAACAUUCCCGGGGUGACCAGUCCUCCCUCCAAUGAACCCAGGAAGAAGGCCCCUAAUGCAGAGCAACUGAACAACAAAACCACUGCUCCUGAGAGCAGUAGCACUGGUGAUGACUCACAGUUUGAAAUGGACAUCUAGGUGGUCCUGAAAGCAGUAUUAAGAUAUCAGACGUACCAACACGAUGCUGUGAAGAGAGGCUUUGAAGCACCAUCUCCUGCCUCAUCAACCAUUCCAUGUAGACGGAGGUUUGCCCUCAGUAUCUCCAGUGUCUUAGUGUUUCAAAGUCUGUCUUUAUCAAUCUCCUUUGCUUGUUUUGCCCAGAACAAAUCUUUAAUGAAACGUUUUCUGUCUGCCUCUGGCUUGUUCUGAUUUAUGUGUGACAAAGUGUGCCUUCCUCUUGUGGCUAGAAGUUUAAAGUCAACACUGAGAAGUACUUACAGUAACAACGACAAAGCCUCAUCUCUGAGAUAAAUGAAUGAAAAUGAUCAACAAUAGAAAAAAUAAUAAUGAAAUUUUUCUGAAUUUAAAACUAUUCCAAAAGGGUUUUUCACUUGAUGUGCUUUUAUUUCCACUCAUUUCCUGACAACUCUCGUCAGAUAUUGCCUUGCAAAGCUCAAUAUACUGUAUCUUUUGUUGAUUGUUCUCUUUAAAACAAGUCCUUCAACUGAAGUGUCAUACAGUGAAUGUAAAACAUAAUUUUGUUGAUGACAUUUUUGAAACAGAUUUUCACACGGUUUGUAGGGUGAUCGAGCAUUAAAGCAAACACUAUGAAGCAAA
This is a messenger RNA of Notothenia coriiceps (black rockcod), 1394 nucleotides long. It is a transcript of the gene eif4ebp1, whose product is annotated as eukaryotic translation initiation factor 4E binding protein 1. Gene Ontology annotation, molecular function: eukaryotic initiation factor 4E binding. Lineage: Eukaryota; Metazoa; Chordata; Actinopteri; Perciformes; Nototheniidae. The record is from RefSeq and is a predicted model, not a curated record. The coding region runs from base 399 to 755 and encodes 118 amino acids. Gene Ontology annotation, biological process: negative regulation of translational initiation. Gene Ontology annotation, cellular component: cytoplasm. The transcript is spliced from 3 exons.